Molecule: messenger RNA, 2786 nt
Organism: Conger conger (European conger)
Lineage: Eukaryota; Metazoa; Chordata; Actinopteri; Anguilliformes; Congridae
Gene: uba5
Product: ubiquitin-like modifier activating enzyme 5
Exons: 12
Coding region: 393-1616 (407 amino acids)
Biological process (GO): protein ufmylation
Cellular component (GO): cytosol; cytoplasm
Molecular function (GO): UFM1 activating enzyme activity
Source: RefSeq, a predicted model, not a curated record
AUUGCACUUGAUAUCCCUUGAAGCACUUGAAGUUUACACAAUUUACGAUAGGGCGUAGAACACCUUUUAACCCGGAAGGUAUGUGUCUUUAGAAAAAGCAUGAGCAUGUAACUAGCUAGCUAUAUCUGAGUGGUUGCAUUGGAUAUGAGGGGAUCUGUACACUUUAACCACAAUCGCUAAUGCAACAUUAGCCAUUGUCUACAUCCGGUACCAUUCGCUUUUGCUCAUUGUUUUUCGUCGGAGAGUUAAAAUAGGUACUCCCGGUUACCAGCUGAGUACUGUGCAGACGUGUCGAAAACAGAGGUGUGUAUGAGUAAUCGGCAACGUUAGCUAAUCAACGUACCACUUUUUAUUGAGAGGUACAGUUUUCCUUAUUCUUAAAAACAGGGGCCAUGGCUACGGUUGAAGAGUUGAAGUUGCGAGUCCGGGAAUUGGAAAAUGAACUGAUUAAAUGUAAGCAGAAGCGAUGCGCCGAAGAAAAUGCCGGUGGCAGCCAGAAGCAUUAUAGACAGAGGAUUGAGAAGAUGAGUGCUGAAGUAGUCGAUUCAAAUCCUUACAGUCGUCUCAUGGCGUUAAAGCGGAUGGGCAUUGUCGAAGAUUAUGAGAGAAUUCGCACAUUUUCUGUGGCUGUGGUUGGAGUCGGGGGAGUUGGAAGUGUGACUGCUGAAAUGCUCACAAGAUGUGGCAUUGGUAAGCUGAUCCUGUUCGAUUAUGACAAAGUGGAACUGGCAAACAUGAACCGGCUUUUCUUCCAGCCGCACCAAGCUGGGCUCAGCAAAGUGGAGGCUGCAGAACAUACGUUGAGGAGCAUUAAUCCAGAUGUAUCAUUUGAGACUCACAACUACAACAUCACCACAAUGGAAAAUUUUUCACAUUUCAUGGAUCGCAUAAGUCAUGGGGGACUUGAGGAAGCAAAGCCUGUCGACCUGGUGUUAAGCUGUGUGGACAAUUUUGAAGCUCGCAUGGCCAUAAACACAGCGUGUAAUGAACUGGGCCAGAUCUGGAUGGAGUCUGGAGUGAGCGAGAAUGCUGUGUCUGGGCAUAUCCAGCUCAUCAUUCCCGGGGAGACGGCCUGCUUUGCAUGCGCUCCUCCCCUGGUGGUGGCAGCCAACAUCGAUGAGAAGACCCUGAAGAGAGAGGGAGUGUGUGCAGCCAGCCUGCCAACCACCAUGGGUGUGGUGGCAGGACUUCUAGUGCAGAAUGUCUUGAAGUAUCUCCUGGGCUUCGGAUCAGUCAGUCACUAUCUGGGCUACAAUGCCAUGCAGGACUUCUUCCCCACUAUGUCCAUGAAGGCAAACCCUCAGUGUGAUGACCACUACUGCAGGAAACAGCAGGAGGAGUACAAGAGGAAAGAAGCAGAGAGGCCAAAACAGGAAGUUGUGGAAGAGGAGGAGGUGCAGGUUGUGCAUGAGGACAAUGAGUGGGGGAUAGAGCUGGUCUCUGAAGUAACAGAAGAAGAGCUUAAGGCUGCCUCAGGCCCUAAACCAGACUUACCGGAGGGUAUCACUGUGGCUUACACCAUUCCUGAAAAGGAGGUGAACACACCUGCUGAGGAGAUGGUGGAGGAGACGGAACAAAGUCUUGAAGAGCUCAUGGCUCAAAUGAAGAGGAUGUAACUGCAUCAACAGAAGAGCUAUUCCUUCAACCUUCAGCACGAAACGCCAUUGCAACAGAAAAGCAAAAGAACUUGCUUUUUAUUCAUCACCUUACAUUAUAUGACUUCCUUAUCCAGGGUAACCUAGUGAUCACAGGUUGCAUCUGAUGCAUUCUGCAUUGCUGCAGUACAUGGGGAACUUGCUCCAAGGAUGCACCAUUGUAUGAGAAUUAAAUAUCUGAGGACAAGCACUCCUAAAUCAGUGCAACAUGUUUAAUGAGCAGGGGAAAUUCUUCAGUUUUUGGAGUAUGUACAAUUUGGAUGCCUAUCAUGCCACCUCAUUAAUAUCGCAUUUCUUUUUGUAAUAUGGCAUUUGCCUGAAAUCAACUGGACUGUAUAAUGUUACAUUUAAAGCUGUAAUGUAUUCUAAUGACUUGACGUUUAAUGGAUUAUAUGUAUUAGCACUUAAGGUAACCUGCUUUUGCUGUUGAUUUGUGGAGGGAGGGUGUACAAUAGAUGGACUUAAUUACUGUGAGGUUAAUUCUCACUGUAAUUUGUGUUAUUGACAAUGGUUUCUCUAACUUUACUGGUAAUUUUGCCCUGGAUAAAGGAAGAAAAGAUCACUGAAGAAGAAAUAUGCUUGCACUUCAGUGGUUUUCUUUGGUGCAUUUGCUUACUGCUCAGCAGUUCUUAAACUACCAUCAGGAUAUUAAUGAACUUUGCCUGUACAGGAAUGGACACGUAUUGAGGUUUCAAUAAAGUAUUUAUUAGCUGGAGUACACAAAGAUACACCAUCUUCACAUUCACAAAACGGACAUGAUUUUAAAUGAGCAUGCUGUACGUCACUGACAUACUGCUUCUUGCUUUUCUUCAUUGGUAAGAUAAGAGAAAUGCAAAAUACUUUCUGGUUUUCCUCUUUCGGCAACACAUCUCGGGUAUAUUUCAAUAACAUGGCUGUGGAAUCAACCAAGACUUAGUAAGUUAACAGCUUUAGUGUUAAUCCACACUUCUACUCUCAUCUGAACUGAGGAGUAGAGCCUACAUUGCACAAGUCCUUCACUGAAUAAAACACUUGACACAUUUGACCUACUUGACAUUGUUUGGCAGACACACAAUUGCUUCACUUCCAAGAAUACAUGAUGAUUUUUGCAUGAUGAAUUGUAUUUGUAAAUAAAAGCAGGUUUUAGGCACA